UUGUCAACUGCAGCAAGUAUCUCUGUCAUGUGUCAUUUGCUCGUGGCUAGUCUUGUUAUGGUUCAUUAGUGGGGUGUCGCCGUUUGCUAGGAAUUAAGAAUCAAUUAAGCAAUGAUCAAAUUGCCAUUUGCCCGGAAAUGCUGCCGAAAUACAGUUGUGUGCGCUGGGCGUUAGAUUUAUCACAGUGGCGCCCGACACUUGCCGAGCUCAGCUUAGCGACUGCAUGUUUACAAGCCGAGGAGAAGGCUCGUCUCAUGAAAUUCUACUUCCGGGAUGAUUUCGAUGCAUCCUUAAUAGGGCGCCUGCUCAUGCGGAAAUUUGUGCGGGACACAACCGGAAUCGCUUACGAUCAAAUAAGAUUCGAGCGUGAUGGACGCGGCAAACCCUUCCUGGUCAAUAGCGUCUUGGGACCGUGUCGGAUCGACUUCAACGUUUCCCAUCAGGGCAACUAUAGCGUGCUGGCCGGAAUCGUUGAGAGAUCAAUUGCAGACGAGCCACCUGUGAAAAUCGGAAUCGAUGUUAUGAAAAUUGAGUAUUCAGGUGGAAAGCCAUUAACCGAAUUCUUCCGCCUGAUGACGAGGAACUUUUCCGACGCCGAGUGGAGAUUUAUCCGGAGCCGACAGUCUGAGGCCGAGCAAUUAAAAGCGUUUAUGCGAUUCUGGUGUCUGAAGGAGAGUUACGUCAAAAAUGUCGGUGUUGGGAUUACCAUGAAUUUACAGAAAAUAAGUUUCAAGGUGAAGACUGACGACGUAGCGAAAGGGAAGGUGGUUCAGGACACGGUCUUGGAGGUCGAUGGGAAUUUACUGACGAAUUGGUGUUUUGAGGAGCAUCUGCUGGACGAGCAGCACAGCGUAGCCAUAGCAUUUGAAAAUUUAGGAAAAAUGGCAGAUGAAGGCACAUUUAAAGUUUUAGGAUAUGAAGAGUUGAUGGAAGGCGCAUUGCCCCUAAUGGAAAAAGAUAAUUCUUAUUGUCAAAGGGUUUUGGAAAAGCAAUAUAAACGUUUCCAAUAAGAUACUCAGAUAAGCCAAUGAAUCUCAGAUUUUAUAAAUCAAUAGGAAAAUAAAAGUACUUUUUUACCGAUA
This is a messenger RNA of Hermetia illucens (black soldier fly), 1082 nucleotides long. Its product is annotated as L-aminoadipate-semialdehyde dehydrogenase-phosphopantetheinyl transferase. The record is from RefSeq and is a predicted model, not a curated record. Lineage: Eukaryota; Metazoa; Arthropoda; Insecta; Diptera; Stratiomyidae. The transcript has a single exon. Gene Ontology annotation, molecular function: magnesium ion binding; holo-[acyl-carrier-protein] synthase activity. Gene Ontology annotation, cellular component: cytosol. The coding region runs from base 138 to 1010 and encodes 290 amino acids.